AUGUCCAAAGAAGAAGAAGAAAUAACAAAAAGGGAAUAUCGACCACCGACUACGAAAAUCAUGAGUCUAAACCAAAGACAAUGGCUAGCGAGGGGAAACAUCCCAUUGAUUGAUAGAUAUGGUGCGAUAGGAAAAAUCGUACGAAUUACUGCAUAUGUUCUUAAAGCGAUACCGAUAUUGUUGAAUGCCUUGAAGAAAGGCGCGAAAAAACCUGAAGUCAAUACGAGCGAAAUACUUGGAUCACUCACACCCAAGCUAUUGACUGAAGCGACGAUCUAUUGGAUAAAGUACACACAACUCAAGUACUUUAGUCCCGAAUUGGAAGCCUUAAAGCGAAAAGAUGUCAUCAAAUCAACAAGCAAUUUGUUGCGAGUGAACCCUUUUCUGGAUGCGGAAGGGAUUAUGCGAGUGAAAGGGCGAUUGACAAACUUAAAUGUCACAUAUGAUGAAAGACAUCCAAUUAUUCUACCAGCGAAAUCAAGUUUCACAAAGCGAUCGUUAGAGGAAGCUCACAAAGAGAUGCUUCACGGUAACAUACAAUCAAUGUUACAUUAUGUUCAAACGAAAUAUUGGGUAAUUGGAGCGCGAAAAGCAGCAGCUAAUGUAGCCAAAAGCUGUGUAAAAUGUCGAAGAUAUGCGAAUACAGAGCGAACUCAGUUGAUGAGUCAUUUGCCUGAAGUGCGAUUGUCAAAUUCUAGACCAUUCGCCAACUGUGGGGUCGACUACUUCGGGCCAAUUCAAGUAAAGCGAUUUGAAGGACGAUGCAAAUCGAUUGACAUAGGCUAUGGAGCUGUGUUUGUGUGCUUAUCAACGAAAAUGGUACAUAUUGAAUGUGUUUCAAAUCUUACAACUGAACGAUUCUUAUGGGCACUAGCGAGAUUAGCAUCGAUUUAUCAAAUGCCAAAGGAAAUGAGAAGCGAUAAUGGGAAAACAUUUAUCGGAGCAAAAAAUGAAUUGUGCGAUGUGUUGAAAACUUGGAAAUCUGGAGAAAUAAGCGAUUGGUUGAAUAGCAAGGGAGUCCAAUGGAAAUUCAUAACACCAAGGGCACCUCAUCACGGUGGCAUGUGGGAAUCGGCCGUAAAAUCAGCGAAAUAUCAUAUGAAACGGCUGUUGUGCAAUCAAAUUCUCACUUUCGAGAGAUAUCAAACAUUGUUUGCGAAAAUCACAGCAGUCUUGAACAGCCGUUCACUUGUACCAUUGUCCGAUGAACCGAGCGAUCUGAAUUAUUUAACACCAGCUCACGCGGUGACUGGAGAAAGAACAAUUCAACCAUUAUCGAUGGACUUGAGCGAGAUUCCAAUGAAUCGUGUAAAGCAACAAAGAAUUCUAGACAAAAUCCAACAAGAAUUUUGGAAUGUUUGGCGAAAAGAAUACGUCAGCACUUUGCAAACGCGAUAUAAAUGGAAUAAGGUCGAAUUAAAUCUCGAAGUGGGCGAUUUGAUAAUUCUCAAGGUCGACAAUUCACCACCUGGAGUGUGGCCACUAGCGCGAGUAAUUGAAACAUAUCCUGGAUCUGAUGGUUUAGUGCGAACAGUGAAGACAAAAACCACAUCGAGCGAAUUGGUACGACCAAUCACCAAAUUGGUGCGAUUACAUCCAGAAGAAGCGAAUGAUACGAACACAGUGAAUGAAGCGAAAAUACAGUCUACCUCGAAUGAUACGAUUAUACAGUCUACAACCAAAUGA
Sitodiplosis mosellana (orange wheat blossom midge) is the source of this 1686-nucleotide messenger RNA. RefSeq lists its product as uncharacterized. The transcript has a single exon. The record is from RefSeq and is a predicted model, not a curated record. Gene Ontology annotation, biological process: DNA integration. NCBI's taxonomy places the organism in Eukaryota, Metazoa, Arthropoda, Insecta, Diptera, Cecidomyiidae. Gene Ontology annotation, molecular function: nucleic acid binding. Bases 1 to 1686 code for a protein of 561 amino acids.